Molecule: messenger RNA, 2239 nt
Organism: Alosa sapidissima (American shad)
Lineage: Eukaryota; Metazoa; Chordata; Actinopteri; Clupeiformes; Clupeidae
Product: putative high affinity immunoglobulin gamma Fc receptor IC
Exons: 10
Coding region: 172-1467 (431 amino acids)
Biological process (GO): cell surface receptor signaling pathway
Molecular function (GO): transmembrane signaling receptor activity
Source: RefSeq, a predicted model, not a curated record
UUUCCAGAGCUUGAACUGACAGUACAAACCAGUCAUGUGUUCACUGGAGAAACAGUCACUCUGACAUGUGCAAUACAUCCUACAAGAGACUGGACAUAUGUGUGGUAUAAACAUGGGUUGUAUUUAUUUAAAACCUCUGAGACAAACACCUACACCAUCAGCAGAGCCACUAUGUCUGACCAGGGGGAGUAUAUGUGCUAUGGACUGAGAGAGAGUAGUGGGACAUAUUCACCUCAGAGCAAUACUGUUCAGAUUACAGUGGAAGAGCUGCCUUUGGCUACAGUGACUGUAGAGCCCAAGAGUCCUGUGUUCACUGGAGAGACGGUCACUCUGAAGUGUGUGAUGGAGUCUCUCAGUGGCUGGACAUAUAAGUGGUAUAAGGGGUCCAGCAGAACCCCAGUGUCUGAGGGAAACACCUUCACCAUCAGAGGAGCUGCAGAGUCUCAUAAGGGCCAGUACUGGUGUCAGGGGGAGAGGAGAGACAGACCCACAGCAUCACAACCAAGCAGGAAAAUAACUCUUAAUGUUAAAGCAUCAAAGCCCAAAGUCACAUUAAGUCCAGACCACCAGCUCCUCACAGGAGACUCAGUGACUCUGAGAUGUGAGUUGUUGGGUGUUUCCUCUGGUUUGGUGUUCUACUGGUACAAAGACACACAGACCUCUGAUCCUGUGGCCCAGACUGAUGGAAACUCCUACAGCAUCAGCUCUGUUAAAGUCUCUGAUGGAGGACAGUACUGGUGCAGAGCUGGGAGAGGAGACCCAGUCUUCUAUACUCAAUAUAGUGAUGCAGUUGAGAUCAAGUGUAUAGAAGGUGAUGUGAUCCUGGAGAGUCCUGUCCAUCCUGUGACUGAGGGAGAUCCUCUGACUCUGCGCUGUAGAUAUCGCUACCCAUCAAACAUCAGUGCUGACUUCUACAAAGAUGGGACACUCCUGCAGACCUCCACCACAGGAGAGAUGACCAUCCCUGCCGUCUCAAAGGCACAUGAAGGCCUCUAUAAGUGCAGCAACACAGAGAGAGGAGAGUCACCAGAGAGCCGGGUCACAGUCAGAGUUUUAGAUUCUGGGUCCUCUGAGUUGGUGGUAGAAGUAGGUGUGGUGAUUAGGCUCCUUAUAGCAUUUGCUCUGGUUAUUUUACUGGCCAUAUUACUGUAUCACUCCUACAAAGUUAAAGGUUCCGGUACAGUGGAGCGAAACCUAGACCAGCAACUGCAGACCACCAAUCAGAGUAGAGACCCGGACCAGACCACCAAUCAGAGUUCAGACCCGGACCAGAGGACCAAUCAGAGUUCAGAUCGGGACCAGCGGAAUCAGAUUCAGUCUGCAGGAAGAGAGGGGACUCAGUCAGAGUAUAUGCCUCUGCAGAAGAGAAGUACAGAUGACUAUUACACCCUCACACCCUUGUAUAUGCCACUGCAGAAAGGUACUACAGAUGUCUAUGAAACAAUUGAAUCAUCCAAGGACUCUUAAGAAGAUUAUGAGGAGGGAUAUGACGAUGUGGAUCUCCCUGAUACUUGAGAAAAUGGAAAAAUAUGUAACUUAUGACAGAUAAAGGUAAGGACAGGAAAUGUCCAAUGAAUAUUUAAAAGUUGAAUGAUGCAUGCAUGAUGGUGUAUGAGUUUACUGGACGAGGAAUUAUAAAAGCAGUAUGAUGUAAAUUUUCAGUAAGUUUGUAAAGUUCCACCUGUCAAGGCGUAGGACUUCCGCAACAUCACAAUAUUACCUUUGAUCCAUACUGUAAAUGUAUGAUUUAUUAUUAUGAGCUUUAAUGUAAAUGUUUUAAUGUAUGUUACACAUGUGUAUUCUCAAACGCAGUGUAUUACUCUAUUCUCUAUGGGACAAAAACACAAAAUGAGUUAUAAUUAGUGUGUGUUCUUUCAAAAGAGACCAGCAACACAACUUCAUGUAAAUAUGUUUUAUCUAAGUACAUUGUUGUAAUGUACUAACCAUCAUUAAAUCUGAACAGCAAACUUAAUUGUUAUAUAAUGGUAGGCAAUGAGCUCAUACAGUAUUUACAGUAACAUGAUAAUUUUAUGUGAAAUAUUACUCAGUAUUUUUAUUUUCAUACAUUUUUAUAAGGUUACUUUAUCUCAUGCAGACUUUCUGACUUUAAUUGUAAUACAUGUUUUUUUUUAAGUGGUGAGGUUUUUGUCUUAUAUGAACAUUUUUACACACUUAAAAGUACAUUUAAAAUAUAUCCAUAUAUUUCUGUUUUAAUAACAUGUUUUGUAUAUUGGAAAUA